This is a messenger RNA of Haliotis rubra (blacklip abalone), 2137 nucleotides long. RefSeq lists its product as uncharacterized. The record is from RefSeq and is a predicted model, not a curated record. The transcript is spliced from 8 exons. The coding region runs from base 50 to 2137 and encodes 695 amino acids. NCBI's taxonomy places the organism in Eukaryota, Metazoa, Mollusca, Gastropoda, Lepetellida, Haliotidae.
UUCACUUUCUGAGGAAGCAGUGUGCUUUAUUUCAUCAAAGGAGGACAAGAUGUACAUAACGUCCAACAGCAACAGCAGCUCCGUCCCUGUAGACAGCUACAUAACAUUCCUGCUGCUGGUCAGUGAUUCCAUCUCCUCCACAUCAGUGGACAUCGGUGGACAAGACUCCUGCAUCCCCGUCCUUCAGACUCUCACACCAUCAGCCAGAAGUAGCUUCCCUCUCUCCACCUUUCUACUGUCUCCAUCCACAGAGGGACUGAAAUAUGCCUUGUUUGGGAGGCACUUGGGAAGUCAUGGCAACUUGAUCAUCAAUGCAUCAACAACUAGCCCCACACCCAGUCAGUCUUUAACAUCACUGGAUGUAGCGUAUGAGAAGAUGGAGGUUGGCCAGUGUACUAAUGACACCAUUGUGAAUGGAACAUCCAGGAGUAUUCAAGGUGCUCCUGUGUACUUUAGAAGCCGUGAUUUGUACUUGAGUCUGACCAGUACAGUUUCCUGUGUGUUAACCUCCCAGAACUACAACUGGACAGUGAUGUCUUACAAAGAGGAAGAUACCAGUAUGUGUUAUAGAGAGGAAGAUUUUGAAGAUGUCACCUUGGAUGUUGGCAGUUUGACCAGUGAAGUUCUUCACAUCUCUGCAGGGUCUUUACCUAAGGGUUACUACAGAAUAGGUGUGACCUUUGAAAAUCAUGACUCCCAUUCUUCUGUUGGCACCAGAACUCUUUAUGGUUUUCUCCAGGUUGUGAAUGAGCCCCUGAUUGUGGUGAUGUCCCCCAGCGUCACACAUCUGGUCCAUGACAGAAAUCUCCCUCUUGUCCUCAAUGCCAGUGCCAGCUACAACCCCAAUGUUGGCCUUCACACUACAAUCAGGUUUUCAUGGCAUUGCCAAAUGGAUGGUCAGCCCUGUGACUGUGUGCCUAGGAUGUGGCCUGGUGUUGGAAAUGACACUGAAAUAAUUCCUCACACUGACCCUGUACUGAGGAUUGAGGGCCGACAUUUGACUGUAGGUCAGAAUUACUCCUUCACUGUGACCCUAGACUCAGACAAUGUGACUGGCAGCAACCACACUGUCUUGGUGACGGCCACUGGUGUUGUCAGCCUGCAACUGGAAAUCAACUGUUCAUCAGUGGGUGUUUCUGCAGAGUCUGUGACACUGACAGUAACCUGCUCUAACUGUGAUGGACUGGGCAGUGUCAGCUACACGUGGGCCAUACACAAAGAUCAAGUGGGGGCGCUGCCUCCUCAGCUUUGGGAGGGUCAUGCUGUGUUGAACAGUGACAAGUUAACACUGACUUUACCUGGAUACUUCUUCAACCCAUUUGAGGUCUACAACAUCAGUGUCACAGCCAUAACCAACGCUUCAGCUGUGGGUUCUGCUUUCCACGUGAUACCAGCCAGAGAGGACAAGAUGUACAUAACGUCCAACAGCAACAGCAGCUCCGUCCCUGUAGACAGCUACAUAACAUUCCUGCUGCUGGUCAGUGAUUCCAUCUCCUCCACAUCAGUGGACAUCGGUGGACAAGACUCCUGCAUCCCCGUCCUUCAGACUCUCACACCAUCAGCCAGAAGUAGCUUCCCUCUCUCCACCUUUCUACUGUCUCCAUCCACAGAGGGACUGAAAUAUGCCUUGUUUGGGAGGCACUUGGGAAGUCAUGGCAACUUGAUCAUCAAUGCAUCAACAGCUAGCCCCACACCCAGUCAGUCUUUAACAUCACUGGAUGUAGUGUAUGAGAAGAUGGAGGUUGGCCAGUGUACUAAUGACACCAUUGUGAAUGGAACAUCCAGGAGUAUUCAAGGUGCUCCUGUGUACUUUAGAAGCCGUGAUUUGUACUUGAGUCUGACCAGUACAGUUUCCUGUGUGUUAACCUCCCAGAACUACAACUGGACAGUGAUGUCUUACAAAGAGGAAGAUACCAGUAUGUGUUAUAGAGAGGAAGAUUUUGAAGAUGUCACCUUGGUUGUUGGCAGUUUGACCAGUGAGGUUCUUCACAUCUCUGCAGGGUCUUUACCUCAGGGUUACUACAGAAUAGGUGUGACCUUUGAAAAUCAUGACUCCCAUUCUUCUGUUGGCACCAGAACUCUUUAUGUGAGUAAUUUUUCUCAUUACUACAUGCAUGUUGCUUUCUGUUUUGUGUAG